Molecule: messenger RNA, 986 nt
Organism: Argentina anserina (silverweed cinquefoil)
Lineage: Eukaryota; Viridiplantae; Streptophyta; Magnoliopsida; Rosales; Rosaceae
Exons: 3
Coding region: 283-933 (216 amino acids)
Source: RefSeq, a predicted model, not a curated record
CACUUCAAGCGUCAAAAGAGGGAUGAUGCUGAUCUUGGACCUAUUUACUUCAACCCUAAUGCCGACUUUGAUCUUGGCGGAAAUUUUCUUCGGGAUGUUCCUGUUCCUUCAAAACCCGUACCUGCGCAUGUUGAGCUCGAAGAUAUCGGUUAUUUCGAUGAAGUCUGCUCAGGUGACGGCGUUCGAUGUCCUUUUGAGGAGUGUGCAGUUAACAUUUUCUCAGAAAAGGACGUACGCCGAAAGGAGAGUGCACUACAACCAGUUGAACAGAGAGGCUUCUCCAUGGCGGCGGGAAGUACAAAGCCUUCAGAAAAAACAAUAUUUCCUGAAGCUCAUGUGUGCGAUAUUGAGGUAGUGGACACGAGUCAAUGGCUCCGCGAUAUCUGCAUACGAGCAGCUGCGGAAGUUUGUGCAAAGAUAGAAGGCGUGAUAGCGACGUAUUCUCUGAAGAUGAUUAUUGCGGGGAGGAAUGAGCUUGAUAUGUUGACGAAUGAACUUAGCAAAUAUGGAGUCGACCCAUCAACAAUAAAAAAUAAACUGGAGCGGUUGAUGACAAGUGCUACCUUAUAUGACUCGGCAAGGCUUGCAUGCGCUCACAAAUGCGCCAUGGGCACAAGCGCCCAAAAAUUGGCAGAGACAGAGUCUGAAAUCACGACAGCCCAAGAAAUUCGACAAACUAGUUUUGAUCAGCGUCAGUCUACACUUGAGUCUCUUGAGAACUUGAAGAAAGAACAACAGAAGCUAGAGCAGACGUUGGACUCACUAGAUGCAGACAUUUUUCUUCACGAUGCAAGACUUGCUGAUCUAGAACAGAAGAAGUGCCAAAUCCGAGAGAUUCCAGAAUUGACUGUAACCGAGAUUGAAGAAGCGAAGAAGUUGCGAGCCAAUUUUGAAGAACAUCGUAGCAGCUUCAAGGGUUUGACAUGGAUGUGAUAGCUGACUUGAAUGCUUAGGACUUGCUCCUUUUUUUUUUCUUCAAUCAUCUU